Arabidopsis lyrata subsp. lyrata is the source of this 837-nucleotide messenger RNA. Its product is annotated as probable disease resistance protein RPP1. The record is from RefSeq and is a predicted model, not a curated record. The coding region runs from base 111 to 746 and encodes 211 amino acids. The transcript has 2 exons. Lineage: Eukaryota; Viridiplantae; Streptophyta; Magnoliopsida; Brassicales; Brassicaceae. Gene Ontology annotation, biological process: signal transduction.
CAACAUUCUACGCAUUAUAGCUACAAAGUCUCUUUGCUUAUCCUCACAUAGCUAGUAGCUUUGUUCUUGGAUCUGUGAUCUUAAAGCUAUUCUCUAAGUUAAUUGUAGUAAUGGUUUCUUCUUCUUCUUCGUCUCGAAACUGGGAUCACAAUGUCUUUCCGAGCUUCCACGGGCCGGACGUACGCAAAGGCCUUCUCAGUCACCUUCUAGAGAAGUUUAAAAUCAAAGGAAUCCAAUCAUUCAUCGAUAACGAGAUCAGGAGAGGAGAAUCUAUCGGUCCUGAACUCAAACGUGCAAUCAAAGGAUCUAAGAUUGCACUCGUCUUGCUCUCCAAAAACUACGCUUCUUCGUCGUGGUGUCUUGAUGAAUUGGUGGAGAUCAUGAACAAAGAGUUGGGUCAAACUGUAAUGACCAUUUUCUAUGAUGUUGAUCCAACUGAAGUUAAGAAGCAGACCGGAGUUUUUGGGAAGGUCUUUGGAGAAACUUGUAAGGGAAAAACAGAGGAGAAGAUUGAUACGUGGAGAAAUGCUUUGGAGGGUGUAGCCACAAUCGCUGGUUACCAUUUAAGCAACUGGGAUACUGAAGCAACCAUGAUUGAAUACAUAGCCACUGAUAUUUCGAACAUCUUGAAUCUUGCUACACGAUCACAUGAUUUCGACGAUUUAAUUGGGAUAGGAGCUCAUAUGGAAAGGAUGGAACCAUUGCUACGCCUAGAUUGGGAUUUGUGGUCCUCCUGGGAUUGGUAAGACAACCAUUGCCAGAUUUCUGUUUGAACAAUAUUCUAAUAGUUUCCAGUUGAGAGCAAUCAUGGUCAAUAUUAAAGAAAGCUAUCGACAA